Messenger RNA from Exophiala viscosa, 1050 nucleotides. RefSeq lists its product as uncharacterized. Bases 1 to 1050 code for a protein of 349 amino acids. The record is from RefSeq and is a predicted model, not a curated record. NCBI's taxonomy places the organism in Eukaryota, Fungi, Ascomycota, Eurotiomycetes, Chaetothyriales, Herpotrichiellaceae. The transcript has a single exon.
AUGGCUUUCAAUACGCUCGCCAAAGCCCUUGCGGCAUCUUUGUUCUUGUCAGCAACUGUCCUGGCCAGCGAUGUCGCCAACUCGUCGCAGAAUGUCGUCCCCAACACUAUGGACCACGAGAGCAUCGACCCGUCGCAAGUAGCGCACUACAAGAGUCUGUUCGAUGAGCUGGCGCAGGCCCCAAUGACCACGCCAGCCACGCAGGUCGAUCCAGCAGUCUUGGACACUUACUUCAAAUGGACCGAUGUCGUCGACGUUUCAGACAGCACCGAGACGUGCUCUCAGGCAUGCUUUGCCUGCGCAGCAGGGUGCAGCCCAGCCUGCUGUGUUGGCCGAGGCAGACCGGAACCACUGAUCCCACCGAUUCCAUCGGAUCCAGAUUCGGGUACAGGUACGAACAGUGGUCGGAGCGGUGGUAUCCUCCCUUCUCCUCUGGCGUGUCCCUGCACCUGUGGCGUCGGUUGCCCUGUGGCCAUCCAGGACGUUUGCUGUGUGGGAGGUGGAUCGAAGGACGCCGCUGCCGCCGACCAGCAAAAACCGCUAGGAGGUGGCGCGACAGCUCACGAGGACAUUGGGGGUAAACCGCAGGCUUGCCCGUGUACCUGUGGCGUCGGCUGUCCUGUGUACAUCCAGGACGUAUGCUGCGUCGGUGGUGGCUCGAAGGCGGAAGAGAAAGAAGGUCCAAGUCAUGGUCUCGUCAUGCAGACCACCUCAGGAGAUCCCGUGUCGGUGCUCGCGGCAGUCAAUCUGACGGUCGAACAGAGUUUCAUCACGCUAGAUCUUGUGAGAGGUCUGGAGAGAACCGGCGAGAUCGAGUAUGUCAAGAAGGUCGGUGCUCACGGGCAUUUUGAGGUUGUGCUGGACGUGGUUGCGGGUGAGAAGACUGUCAAGCAGGCUUUCCAGGUCAUUGAUGGGGCGAAGUUGUGGGAACGUGAACAGGUUCUGCUAGGACUGUUGUUCGUGGCGAGGUUCGAAGGGCUGAGUGUGAAGGAGGAUGUGCAUAAGGAAGUGGCGGGACUGUCCGUCUUGACGGGGACGAGGAAUGAGUGA